AUGGCCAGCGGAUUCGUCAGCACGAGUGAGAUAGAAAAAGAACGCGAUGAGCGACAGCAGGAGUGGGAACGUGUUCGCAAGCCAGACGACCCAAUAAGUUUUCUAAUUUUCUUUCUGUCAUUUUUGAAGUUUUACUUCAGCGGCUCCGGAACCUGAAGUUUGCAACAAAACUCUGUUUGAGCAGCUUCGAGAUAUCAAAGAAGCUAAAAGCGCCGAGCUUGAGGAAGCGAAAAAAUUCAGUUAAACUAUUCUUUGGUUCAUAAUUAAUCCCUUUUUUUCUCAGAAAACUUGAUUCGUGGCGUAGAUGAAGAUGAGAGCGAUUUCUUGGCUCAUGUUAAUGAGAUCAAACAUAAAACUACAGCGCAAAUCAAGAAGGUUGUUUGAAAUCCUCUAUUUUGAGAGAAACGCUGACAUUUUAUUAAUUGAAGGAGGAGGAGGCGAUGUUGAAAGAGUUGGCUCUGGCUCAAUCGAAAAUACAAACCGCUCAACCAACAACUUCGUUGAAAGUGAAACCUGCAGCCUCAACGGCUCCUCCGAAGUCGAAACAGGCUUCGAUUCUUUCGGCGGCUAUCAAACGAAAGUCGUGAGUAAAUAAUUUUUUUUUUUGUUGUAUAACCCUCUUAAAUCUCCGACUAUCCACUUAGGUCACUUAUGAUCAUUUUUUGAUCGAAAACAAAACGAUACUUUAGGGAAUUUUCGGUGGUAUGAAAAAAAGACCAGCAAAAAUUCAAACGGCGACUUUUCCGAUUUUUUCAUAUCGCUAGAAAACUUUCCGACGGCCACCUUUCUGCCGAUUUUUUUCGGCUUUUUUUUCCAUAAGCUCUUUGUUUUAAAUCUUCCUAUAUAAAGUAGGUAAGUUAUUCAUGAUUAAGACACAACGAAUUAGUAAAAAAAAAUGUUAAUAGAUGUUUUAUAAACCGAAAAACGUAAGGGAAAAAAGUCGGAAAGGGAUUCGGCGGAAAGGUGGCCGUCGAAAAAGCUCCCCAGCGAUACGAAAAAAUCGGAAAAGUCGCCUUUUAAAUUUUCGCUGGCUUUUUUUUUCAAACCAUCGAAUUUUCUGAGAUUUUCAACUAUUCAACUUAAGCAAAAUAAAAACCGUCAACCAUAUUUUGAAAUGCAUUUUUCUUUUUUAAUGGGACAGGCACGUUCUUUUAAAAGAAAGAUUGAAGAAAUUCUUCAAGUAGAAACUUAAAAUGCAAUUUCAUUAUAUUUUCAGAUCAGCAAACGACGAAGUCGUGGCCAAAUCUUCAAAAACGGAAGAGUCACCAAAAGCUGAGCCAACGAUCAAAGUUGUAGCCGGCAUCCCCGGCAUAAUCGAUUAUGCGGCUUCCAGGUUUUUAUUUCAUUUUAUCAGAAUUAGAUUCACCGAAUUUCGAGGAUAUUAUACCUUGAACAAGUUCUUGAUCAUACUAGGAAAAACGUUUGGAGAAGAUGAAAGCGUGAAAAACAUAUAGUCGAUUCAAGCUGACUUGAAAUUCGUUGGUAUAGUGAGAAAAGAACGCGUUCAAAUCGCAGCACGACCGCGACGCUUUGAGUCAUUCCAAAUGUGACCCGAUGACUUUUAGUAGACGUUAAUUCUACAAAAAAAAUUGGGUAAAAAUGUGAAUGAACCUUCAAGAAACUGCGAAAAAUUCAGAAGAUCCAAUCUUCGUUUAUCGAUUUAUUUAACUUCCACCAAAGAUAACUGCCUAGUCCGUCGUUAGAGAAAGCGAGGUCGGCCGCGGUACAAUGAAAACCUCGAAAAUGAACCGCUUUGUCAACGCGCCACAUUUCUUGACCUUACCUCACACCUCACUCUUCCUUUUCCACGCACUCAAAAAAUAAAUUUGAGAAUAUCUGAAAUAUGAGGUCGUCCUAUGAAAGAUCGCGCCAAGGAAAAUGCGAAACCGGCGUGACUAAAAAGCAGCACUUUUACGAGGUCGUUCAUGUUCCGCCAGAGACCUCGUUUUCAUCUCGGCAGGGAUUCUGAGUAGGUACAAGCACAAGGAAUAUUGAAAAUUUUCUAUUUGAGUCCUCAAUUUUUCUAAUUUGAGCGACAGCGAGUCUUCAAACUCCUCGGACGAGGACUGCUCUCCCGUCCCGAUGCUCCAACUGCAACCGAGGACAAAACCGUCGUGUGAUGGAGGCGGCUCGUGA
Messenger RNA from Caenorhabditis auriculariae, 2136 nucleotides. The record is from the annotation of a GenBank genome assembly. Lineage: Eukaryota; Metazoa; Nematoda; Chromadorea; Rhabditida; Rhabditidae.